ACGGUGAUUACAUGUAUGAUCAUACAGUAUGUAGCAUACCUGAGUACAAUUCUGACGUAGGCCUACUUGUACUUUACUUAUUAUAUUAGUACUUUAAAGUUUUGUUUUUUUAUACUUUUACUCCACAAAAAGGAAAAUAUUAUACCUUUCACUCCACUACAUUUGUCUGACAGCUAAAGUUAUAGUACUUUGCAAAUGAAUAUUUAAAAAAACCUGACCAUGUGAAAUACAGUAAAUGAAACCAUCCAACAUAAUAAUGAUUAGAAUUACCUCUAAUGCAGCCAGUCACAACAUUAAUAUGCUGCUUACAUGUUAACACACCACUAAUGAUACUUUAGUAGUAUAAUAUAUAAUUAUGUAACACUGACAGAGCCUGUUUUGGCUUCAUAGAGUACUUUUAUGAUAUACUUUUACUAUUAAACUUUAGCUAUUUUGUUGAUAGCACUUACCUACUUUUACUUAAGUAAGGUUAUGAAUGCAGGAAUUUAACUUGUAACAGUAUUUUAAAAUUGUGGUAGGGCUACUGUUACUUAAGUAAAAUAUAUGAUACUUAUUCAACCAUUGGUCUUAACUCAAAGUUUAUCCUAUGAGUCUAUCUAUAGAUUUAGAUAUGUGUGCAAAUACACUGGCUAUAUUUGCACUUACACAUACUUCCAAAAUGAACAUAUGCUCUUAUAAAUCCUGGGCCAUAACAAACCGUGCGUGCAAUUAUAGAAACCUGAGCCAGAGCAACUGCAAAACAAGUAACACUAAAAAGAACAGUAAGUAUUACUAUUGAGCCAAUUGAAAGCUCUCAGGUCUCUUCAGGUAAAUUACUAGUGAUGACGUCCGUAACGUUUUAACGGCAGAAGUUCUUCCCAGAUUAGAAGUACCAGUUUACUUCUUUGAAAGACCGGGCCUCAGUCCAGCCAACUGCUGCAGCCAAAGUAGUCAAUUGAGGACACGCCUUGUAGUACACCUUUGCGUGCUUGUGCCCACGUGUAUAAACAUGAUUAUGUCCAUUUUCAGGGAGUAUUUAUGGUUGAAUUGUGGGAAUAUUCCCUACUGAAGUUGUAAUAAAGAGAAACUGAAUUUCAGUUUUUGGUAAAGUUCAUUAUCUCUCACAUCCCAUUGUUUUCAUCAGACUUCCGUCUAGGGAGGAUUUUUGGAGUUGCUCAAAUUAGCCACCUGGAUGCACCCCUCCCUUCACCACCACAUUGUAAGUGCAUUAGCCUAAUCCCUUCUAUCUGGCCUGCACCGCUCCCACGCACAUCAGUUAACACAUACAUGCACAGAGGAGCAGAGCUGAAGAUGGAGCUGCACACAAAAGAACUCCCCACCUGUAUUUGACCUGAAAUGAAGACAUUGCCAAACAUUUAUCAAUUUCGGAGGACUUGUUGAGGACAAUGUUGAGAUUCAGCCUGCAUGUGUGGAUAUUAUGGAUGCUUUAUGCGGGCACUUUCUCCGAGGAGGACAUCAACGGAUGUGAACAGCAGCCAUGCCAAAAUGGUGGUCUAUGUGAGAGCCACAAUGGAGGUUUCAGAUGCCUUUGCUCCCAACAAAGCCAAAAUGGGCGCCUAUAUGGAGGAGAGAACUGCACAACUGCACUUUCAGGCUGUGAUGACAACCAAUGUGAGAAUGGAGGAAUAUGCUCUCCCUUGCUUGUCAAUGAUCAGCACGCUUAUACAUGCAUCUGCCUUGCUGGCUUCGUAGGCCCCCGAUGCCAGACCUUCACCGUCUUCUCAUUUGAGUCCCGAGGCUACAUGUACAUAGAGACUCGGCUUCUAGACCCAGAGGCUCCUCUUAAUGUGACGUUCAGCUUCAGGACGGCGAGGCCGGUCGGCACCCUCUUGCAACGCAGGGUGGAUGACCUGCUCCUCAGCAUUGAGCUGAUGGACGGGCGUCUCUGCCUGCGCAGCCUGAGAGGUCAAGGCUCCAGCACGCUGGUUCAGGAGCUGCCGAAGUACUUGUCCAACAACAAGUGGUACACAGUGGAAGCAUCACUGGGUGGCGUGGUCAGCCUCAUCAGGCUGCUCUGCACCGAAGGAGGCUGCACCAGAGACUCCAGGGGUGAAGUCCAGCUGCUUGAGCAAGCGUCUGCUCUCCCCGAGCCAGGAACAGUUCGUCAAAGCCUCUUCAUAGGAGCAGUCGGGGGGAACUGGGGUUCGGGCAGAGCAGCGGUUGAAGCAGCAGACUACCUGCCUGCUUUUCUGGGCUGCUUCAGAGAUGUGUUUGUGGACUCGCUUCUGGUGUUGCCUGCUGUAGUGCCAGAAGAUUCAGACGCCCAGGAAAAUAUCACCGAGGGAUGCAGCGACAAAGACAAGUGCGAUGACAGCCCGUGUCAGAACCGAGGGCGCUGUGUGAGCCAGGGCUGGAGGAGCUACACGUGUGAGUGCCACAGGCCAUAUGAAGGAAACAACUGUGCAGAUGAGCAUAUCACAGCAAGAUUUGGAAACAAAGACCUGGAGAGUUAUGCGUCCUUUUCAUUGGAUGAUGACCCAGGUGAUUCUGUAACUACAUCCAUGUUCAUUCGCACCAGACAGUCCAGCAGCCUGCUCCUCAUCCUGGCCAACAGCACCAGCCAAUACCUCCGUCUGUGGCUGGAAGAGGGCAGGGUCAAAGUUCAGGUCAACAACUUUGAGACCCUUGUUGGUCGGGAUGCAGUCAAUGACGGACAUUUCCAUCUGGUGACUGUGAAGCUGGAAGGAACGGCGGCCACAUUGUUCCAGUCAGCCCGGAGCCAGGGCUCUAUGCCCAUUAGGCCCAUUCGAGCCUAUCCCGGGGAUCUGGUUUUUGUUGGCGGACUACCAGACUCAAGGGCUUCUGCCUCGUUUGGUGGCUACUUUAAAGGAUGUGUCCAGGAUCUGAGGAUUAACAGCAAACGACUGCAGUUCUAUGCCAUUGCAACUCCAGUGGGAUCUUACAGCCUGGAGCAACUCAUCAAUGUUGCACAAGGAUGCAGCAGUGACAAUGCCUGUGCUGUCAACCCCUGUCUCAACGGCGGAGUGUGUUACUCCAUGUGGGACGAUUUCAUCUGUAACUGCCCCCCCAACACCGCAGGGCAGCGCUGUGAGGAAGUGAAAUGGUGCGAGCUCUCUCCCUGCCCCGCCGCUACUGUUUGCCAACCCCGCUCUCAGGGCUUUGAGUGUUUGUCCAACGUGACAUUUCGGGUUGACAGCAGUAUUUUGCACUACCGGAGCAAUGGGAAGAUCAAGCGCAGCCUCAGCAGUGUCUCCCUCAGCUUCCGCUCAAGACAGUCCGCUGCCACCUUACUGCAUGCACAAAAGGACUCGGACUACCUCACCGUCUCCCUCCUGGACUCUCAUGUGGUCAUGGAGCUCCAGGCGGGGGCUGACAAGGAUUCCCGCAAGGUGACAGUUCAAAGCAAGGAUCCAAUCAGUGAUGGAGAGUGGCACACUGUGGAGCUCAGCACGGAGUACCAGACACUCUCGACCUCCAGGUGGAUCAUGGCUGUGGAUGGAGGCAAGAAGGAGCUAAGCGUAUUCAAAACAGCUGUGACGAACGUGGAUUUUCUUAAGGAGGGAGCAGACAUUUUCCUGGGGGGACUGAGUCUGGACAGCGGAGUGAACCUGUCUGGCUGUCUGGGCCUGGUGGAGAUCGGAGGCCUUCCUCUCCCUUUCCACCUGGACACAGAGUUGAACUUCCCCAGACCUCAGGAGGAGCAGUUUGAGAGGAUAAACGGCAACGCUGCCCUGCGUUACGGCUGCUGGGGAGCCAAUGUGUGCGAACCCAACCCUUGUAAUAACGAAGGUGUGUGUGAGGACCUGUUUGACCUGCACCAUUGCACAUGUCCCAUUGAGUGGAAAGGGCCACUGUGUCAAGACCCGACAGACACCUGCAUCUCCAGCCCCUGCAUCCACGGCGACUGCAUCGACCUACCUGAGGGAUUCAAGUGUGUGUGUGAGCCGGAGUACCGCGGUAAACAGUGUGAAGUGGAAGUUGACAUGUGUGAAAACAACAAUUGCAGCAAAGGCGCCAUUUGCCUCAAAGGUUUCAAGAGCUACGCGUGCCUCUGCCCUCAUAAUCUGACGGGCCAAUACUGCGAGCAGAAAAUUCCUGAAAUCCCGUGGUACAUUGAGACCAAUCCACUUCCUCAGCUGCCUGUAUCAACAUGCACGGGUACAAGAUGGAACUACAACUGCUUUAACGGAGGGAACUGCUCUGAAGCAGACAACGCCUGUUACUGCCUGCCUGGUUUCACGGGACAGUGGUGUGAGAAAGAUGUGGAUGAAUGUGCCUCAGACCCAUGUAUGAACGGAGGCUUCUGCGUCAACUAUGUGAACAGUUUUGAGUGCGUGUGUGAUAUCAAUUACUCAGGGAUACACUGCCAAAUGGACAUUAGUGACUUCUACCUGUACCUCUUCUUGGGCCUAUGGCAGAACCUCUUCCAGUUGGCGUCCUACCUUCUGAUGCGUAUGGACGAUGAGCCAGAAAUUGAGUGGGGAUUCAACGUCAACGAUUAGACCCUUGAUUGUCAAACGAGACUAAACUUGAUCCAGGUAGAUGGUCACACUGGAGUAAAAUUGAACAAAUUUGGUACCCAAAAAUCAUGUAAUGUGUUAUCAGGAACCUAGUGUAUCUAGUGUACUGACAAUGCCAGUAAUAGAAGUGUGUCUGUUGUGAACAGAACUAUAUAGUAAUGAAUACUAAUUGCUCCAUACAGUAUAUUUAUACAUUUUAUCUGGUUCUCAUACUGAAAGCCACACUUUAGAGUUUGUCUUGUGCCUUAAAUUUCCACGUUUUAUCUGGAACACUUUUCUAAUCAGUAUAUGUUUUAUAACUGUUCAGGGACACACUCACAUACAGUUACAAUCUACUGGAUAUGAAAAAAAUACCUAUAUCUAUAGCUAGGAAGUUGUGUAUUUACAAAUAUGUAUGUAGCCUAAUAUAAAUGAUAAAGGCUAUGCUGCAUGCAGUGCAUACAGAACCUGAUCUGUACGAUGAAAACAUAAAAUAAACUUAAAACAUGAACGUGAAAUGUAGAAAUAGAAAUUAUCUGCUUUUAUUUAAAACAUUAAAAACACCUUUGCAACCAGUGAAACUUAAGGGGGAUGGGCACCAAAAGUAAACUGUUACGAAACAAAUCCAACUGUGCAAGAAAUAUGGGGCUAAAGCCACUCAAAAGUGUCAUAAAUGAUGAAAAAUUAUAGUAUAGUGUGUCUUAAAAAUGUCACAAAAAUCGCAAAAAAGUAUAGUGUAUCGAAAAAAAGUCAGAAUAUAGUAUGUCGAAAACAAAAGUCAGUGAA
Messenger RNA from Sebastes umbrosus (honeycomb rockfish), 5246 nucleotides. Its product is annotated as protein crumbs homolog 1-like. The transcript has 8 exons. The coding region runs from base 1386 to 4463 and encodes 1025 amino acids. Gene Ontology annotation, molecular function: calcium ion binding. Lineage: Eukaryota; Metazoa; Chordata; Actinopteri; Perciformes; Sebastidae. Gene Ontology annotation, cellular component: plasma membrane; protein-containing complex. The record is from RefSeq and is a predicted model, not a curated record. Gene Ontology annotation, biological process: establishment or maintenance of epithelial cell apical/basal polarity; heterophilic cell-cell adhesion.